Exserohilum turcica Et28A is the source of this 1296-nucleotide messenger RNA. RefSeq lists its product as uncharacterized. Gene Ontology annotation, biological process: protein import into mitochondrial matrix. The record is from RefSeq and is a predicted model, not a curated record. Gene Ontology annotation, cellular component: mitochondrial outer membrane translocase complex; mitochondrial outer membrane. Gene Ontology annotation, molecular function: transmembrane protein transporter activity. The coding region runs from base 80 to 1183 and encodes 367 amino acids. NCBI's taxonomy places the organism in Eukaryota, Fungi, Ascomycota, Dothideomycetes, Pleosporales, Pleosporaceae. The transcript has 3 exons.
UUCCCCUCCCCGUCCACCCCGUGCCCGUCCCCGUCCACCCCCAGGCAGCUUCCAGCCGGACGUCCUCGCACAAUUCGCCAUGGCUACCCCGCUGCAAAUCAACCCGGCGCAGGAACAGGCUGUUGCUGACAUUCUCUCCCGGCCUCGCGCCGCCAACACGGGCCCCUUCGCACACGUCCUCAACGCAUACGAUGCCUUCAGGGACCGGAGAGAGGCAUUGGGCCUCAACAACCCCGGCACCGUCGAGAACAUUGCCCGCGAGGUCCAGCGCGAUGUCUUCCUGAACAACUCGAGCUUCUCGGGCCUGCGCGCCGAGCUCACAAAGGCCUUCAGCGCCGCCCCGCUCUUCCAGGUUGCACACUCGCUGUCAAUGGGCUCGCAGGUCAUGCCGCCAUACUCGUACAUGGUUCUCUACGGGUCGCCGCGGGUGUUUAUGCAAGGAAACAUUGACAACGAGCUCGCCUUCUCUGGCCGCUUCAACUGGCGCUGGACGCCAGCGUUCGUCUCCAAGGCCGCCGUCCAGCUCACCUCGCAAGGCAACAUGGUUUCGCUUGAGAACGACUACACGGGCGCCGACUUUUCUGCCUCGCUCAAGGCCGUCAACCCCUCGAUACUCGAUGGUGGCGUCACUGGCAUGCUCAUGGCGAGCUACCUCCAGUCGGUUACACCAAAGCUUUCGCUCGGCAUUGACGCUUUCUGGACACGCCCCGCCAUGGCAUACCCACCCGAGCUAAACGUUUCGUACGCUGCGCGCUACCGGGCUGAAGACUGGAUGGCCUGCGGCCAGCUUAUUCCCGACCGCGGGGUAAUGGAGGCCUCAUACUGGCGCAAGCUCACAGACAAGGUUGAGACGGGCAUCAACUGCAACUUGGCCUUCGCUGGCAUCGGUCCUGGAGGCCCCAUGGCCGGCCCACAGAAGGAGGGCAAUGUCACAAUCGGUGCCAAGUACGACUUCCGCCAGUCGUCAUUCAGGGCGCAAAUCGACAACCAGGGCAAGGUCGCGUGUCUGCUGGAGAAGAUGAUUGCGCCACCCAUUCGCGUAACCUUCUCAGGCGAGAUCGACCACAAGCAAAAUGCCGCCAAGCUUGGUCUGGCCGUUGCGAUAGAAGCCGCCGACGAGGCUGUCAUGGAGCAACAAGAACAACAGGGCGCCGCAAUGUCUGCUGGAUCGAUCCCCUUCUAAACGCCUCUCUCUCUCUCCACACUCACACACACACACACACACAACCAUGUAUCGCUAUAAUACCAUGACUCUUCUCUUUGCUGUAUCACCACCUUUCUUGGAGCGAAGCGCAG